AUGUCGCUCAAAACCGAGACCCCCACUAAUACACACCUUAACAUUGUUCCGAAGCUCGCCACUGAUGGCUCGAACUGGAUCACAUACAAGGAAUGGAUCCAUACCGUCAUGGGCUCUCGCGGUUUGAUGCGACAUCUCGAGGGCACCGCGCGCCAGCCGCCUGACCCCCUACCAUACCCUCAGACAGCGCCAAGUACCGCUGCGGUAACAGUGCCGAGCGCCACUGCAGCAACGACAGGCACGUCUGCCACUGCAGCAAUGACAACCACUGCCCCGACCCAACCUGCAUUGACACCGGAGGAGUAUCUUGCAAAGGUUGAGGCCGCUGAGAGCAAGUUGGACGAUUUCUUGCAGAAGGAGUUUGCGGCAUGGCAGCAGAUCUACGGGACGAUCAAUGAUGCGCUGCUUCUGCGCGUGAAGAAGCUCCCGACAGGUGCGGACGUGUGGGGUGCUAUCCAGAAGGAGUACGAGGGGAAGUCGGAGAUGUACUCCGGCGCGGUGAGGACUCGGCUUCAGAACAUGAAGUGUGACGAGGGAGCAAACAUCAGGACUCACCUUGAUCAAAUGCUCAAGUUCCGUGAAGAGCUGUCUUCGAUGGGCGCAGCGAUGGCGGACGCGGAUUUCUCAGCAUGCAUCUACACGUCACUUUCAUCCUCCUAUGGCACACUCCUCACAGCACUCACCACCGCUGCACAUCUAUCCAAGAACACACUCACAUCCGAUGAUGUUGUCUUCGCGAUCUGCGAGGAAUUUGAUCGCAGGAGCCAAGGCCAGACUUCAGAGACUGUGCUGUUUGUCAAACCAGCCGGAAAGUUUGCAUCGCGAGGAAAGGGGCAGAAAAACUCGAAAGACAUCGAGUGCUUCAAUUGCGGCCGAAGGGGCCAUAUGAAAUCGGAGUGCUGGCAUGCAGGGGGUGGAAAGGAAGGUCAAGGACUGCGAAACCAGAACCCGAAGAAGGAUGGCGAUAAGGGCAAGUCGGGCAUGAGUGCAAACACAGCUGUCAGCAGCAACACGGACGUGCACGCGUUCACGGCAACCUUCGACAGUGCAGCACUUGCUCAUAGCCACACAGCUGAUGGAAACAUCCGGAUCGAGGUCUAUGACAGCGGUGCAACAUGUCACAUUUCCCCAUAUCGCGACACGUUCACGGCAUUUGAGGCAACCCCUCCAAAGCCAAUCACAGCAGCUGAUGGCUGGGCAUUCCACGCAACAGGUCAGGGAACCGUCGCCCUAAAGGUUCCAAAUGGUGAUCAGUGGACAACUGUCAUGCUACAAGAUGUGCUGUACGCACCCGAUAUAGCCUUCGCACUCAUUUCCGUUGCGCGUGCUGAUGCUGCAGGGUAUUCUGCCAUCUUUGAGCAAGGAGAGUGUCGUAUCAUCUCCCGCAGCAAAGGACGAAUUGUCGGCCACAUCCCGUCAAACAAUGGCCUCUUUCGUGUUGAGCAUGCACGUACAACAGCCGGAAUAGUUCUAUUGCCACCUGGAGAUGUUGUUGAGCAUGGACUGGUGACGACAUCAGUCAUGGAUUUUCAUCGUCGCAUGGGCCAUAUCUCACCUAUGAUCGCCGAACACCUAGUGCGCGAAGGAAGAGUCGAAGGUGUCCAUUUUACAGACAGUGUGAAGCCGGGUACGGACCAAUGCGAGUCGUGCAUCCAGGCAAAAAUCACACGUCACCCAGUGCCGAAGGAGCGCGACGGUGCACGUGCCAAAGAACUAGGUGACAGAGUUCACUCGGACGUAUGGGGACCUGCGCGUACUGAGACGAUAGGCGGGAAGAAAUACUUUACCUCGUUCACAGACGAUGCAACACGCUGGACCGAAUUGUACCUGCUGCAUGCGAAGUCCGGUACCUUCCAGGCCUACAAGUCCUAUGAGGCGAAGCUCAGUACACAGGAUGGCAAAACUGUAAAGGCCUUGCAGUCCGAUCGAGGGGGCGAAUAUAUGAGUGCUGACUUCAAAGCUCACCUUGCUGCGAAAGGCACGGCCUCCCAUCUUACAGUGCAUGACACCCCGCAACACAAUGGGCUUGCAGAGCAUAUCAAUCGAACACUUCCGGAGCAUGCGCGGGCAAUGUUGAUUGCCUCAGGCUUGCCGAAGAGUCUCUGGGGCGAGGCAAUAAUGCACGCAACUUGA
Messenger RNA from Sparassis crispa, 2133 nucleotides. Its product is annotated as Retrovirus-related Pol polyprotein from transposon TNT 1-94. The transcript has a single exon. Gene Ontology annotation, biological process: DNA integration. Gene Ontology annotation, molecular function: zinc ion binding; nucleic acid binding. The coding region runs from base 1 to 2133 and encodes 710 amino acids. The record is from RefSeq and is a predicted model, not a curated record. Lineage: Eukaryota; Fungi; Basidiomycota; Agaricomycetes; Polyporales; Sparassidaceae.